AUGAAGUUCUUGGUUUGCUUUGUGAUGUUCCUCUCAAAGGCAGUGGCCAUUCUAGAUUUGUCUGGAAAAGUGUUCAUUUUUCCAGAAGAAACUGAAACGGCUCACGUAAGGCUCACAGUGGGGCAGAGCAGUUUCAGCACUAUAACAGUGUGUCACAGAACUUUCACUGACCUCACACGAAGCCAUGCCUUCUUCUCAUUGGCCACACCAUCAAAUCAAAAUGAAUUUCUCACUUUUUGGAAUGGCGACCAGAAGAAGAUUAUGCCUCAUCAUAAUAGCCCAGUUUCUUACACAGUGGACUACACCCCAAACGUAUGGCACUCCAUGUGCACCACCUGGGACUCCAGCACAGGUCUGGUGCAGCUGUGGUUCAACGGACGACUUCUGAGCAAGAAAUACAUCUCUGACUCCUGGAUCAAUGGACUGCCCAUCGUCAUCUUGGGACAGGAACAAGACAGUUACGGCGGCGGGUUCGACAUCCGGCAGUCUUUCACGGGGAUGAUAUCAGAUGUUCACAUGUGGGACUAUGAGCUGUCUUCCUGUGAGAUCCAGAGCUACGUGAACGACCAGAACUACACUCCAGGAAACAUCAUCAACUGGAGAGCUCUGGACUUUCAGAUCACCGGGAGAGUCCUCGUCGAAUACAAACAAGUGCCCUGCAACCUACCGAUACCAUUUUAUUAA
Molecule: messenger RNA, 684 nt
Organism: Boleophthalmus pectinirostris (great blue-spotted mudskipper)
Lineage: Eukaryota; Metazoa; Chordata; Actinopteri; Gobiiformes; Gobiidae
Product: serum amyloid P-component-like
Exons: 4
Coding region: 1-684 (227 amino acids)
Source: RefSeq, a predicted model, not a curated record